GCUCUGAUUUUUAUUCACUUGCUGCCGGUAGACGCAUCAACGUGUUGUGGUGAGAAGAGAGAGGACCCUUCAUCCGACACUGUAACAGCUAACUCUAACAUCACCGAAGCUACCACGACGCCCAGCAAACUACCGACUGAAGUAUACCUCACUCCAACCCGCGGGCGAUUCUUGCAGGGAUCCUGCACAAUCAACAGCAACGCUGGAGGCUCGUAACAAGUCGUUGGCUUCACACGGCUUCAGCGUGUUCCUAGGAGCGGUGCGAGUCGCGGCGGGUCGAGUCGAACAAGCGUUCCUAACCAAACAGCUGGCAGCGAAACGCAGCAAGAACGCAGGCAUGGACUACGACGAGUAUAGGCAAAGAGGUAAGGAGAUGGUGGACUACAUAGCCGAUUACCUGGAGGGAAUUCGAAAGCGGAGAGUGUAUCCAUCCGUAAAGCCAGGAUACAUGAAGUCACUAUUGCCCGAUCAUGCACCGGAAGAAGGCGAAGACUGGGAUAGCAUCUUCCGGGAUGUUGAACGCGUCAUCAUGCCCGGGAUCACGCACUGGCAGAGCCCACAGAUGCACGCAUACUUCCCAGCAUUAAACAGCCCGCCCUCGCUUCUAGGAGACAUGUUGGCAGAUGCGAUCGGCUGUCUGGGUUUCACCUGGGCCUCGAGCCCCGCUUGCACAGAGCUGGAGACCAUCGUGAUGGACUGGUUGGGAAAGAUGCUAGGACUUCCGGAUGCCUUCCUACAUAACCCCAGCAGCGGUAGCAGUGGAGCCAGAGAGGUCCGGGGAGGCGGUGUUAUACAGACCACCGCGAGUGAGUCGACGUUCGUAGCGCUGUUGGCGGCCAGGACACAGGUUAUAAGACGCGUGCAGGAGCAAUAUCCGGAGAUGGAAGACGGAGAGAUCAAUUCCCUUCUUGUUGCAUACGGCUCUGAUCAGGCACAUUCGUCAGUAGAAAAGGCCGGCCUCAUAGGACUGGUCAAGAUGCACUUCCUUACCUGCGACGAAGAACUGUGUCUGCGAGGCGAGGAACUACAGAAGGCUAUCGACUCUGACAGACAGGAAGGAUUCAUCCCCUUCUUCCUAUGCGCAACUCUGGGAACUACAGGAGCCUGUGCAUUUGAUAAGCUUACGGAACUGGGACCAAUAUGCGAGCAGGAAGGUCUAUGGAUGCACAUUGAUGCGGCGUAUGCGGGCACGGCGUUCGUCUGUCCCGAGUACAGAUGCUACACAGAAGGCAUAGAGUAUGCCGACUCGUUCGCCUUUAACCCUAGCAAGUGGAUGAUGGUGCACUUUGACUGCACUGCCUUGUGGUUAAAGAACAGCGGCGCUCUUCACCGGACCUUCAACGUGCAACCGUUGUACUUAAAACACGAGAACUCUGGAGCUGCGAUAGACUACAUGCAUUGGCAGAUACCUUUAAGUAAGCGAUUCAGAGCUCUCAAGCUCUGGUUUGUCAUCCGCUCCUUCGGUAUCACUGGUCUACAGAAACACGUCAGAGAGGGUGUACGCCUUGCCGGGAUGUUUGAAGGACUCGUGAAGGCUGAUCCAUACUUUGAGGUUCCUGCAAAGCGCAUACUCGGACUGGUAGUCUUUAGAUUGAAGGGGGAGAAUCAUCUUACUGAAGCCUUGCUGAAGAGGCUGAACACUGGCGGGAAGGUGCACAUGGUCCCGGCAUCUCUCAGGGGGCAAUACGUCAUCCGUUUCACCGUCACCUCACGCUUCACAACGGACGCCGACAUUGCCGGCGACUGGAACAUCAUCCGCAGCGUAGCAUACGAGAUCCUGCAAGAACAGGAGCGGCUGGACGAGACCAAACUACAGCUUCCCGCAGCCGCCGCCGCCGCCGCAGCCACCCUCCGCCCCGCCAAACCGCAGUCGGACGACGAGCAACGCAAGCGGGAGUUCGGUCUGAGUCUGCUGCUUAGCAACAGCCCCCUCGUGCCGAAAUUCGUCAACGGCUCCUUCGCCGCCAUCUUCGAGAAUCGUGACGUCAUCUACGAGUUCGUCACGCAGCUGAGCGACUCGACGUUCGGCCGCCGGUCGCCUAGCAACCGCAGCCGGCUGCGCUCGAGCAAGCAGUACUCGCUCGACUCGCGCAUCGACUAUCUCUACGACUUCCACAACCGCCUGAAGAUGGCGCACCCUACCGGAGAGCUGCAGGAGAUCGACGAGGCAGACGAUCAAAAUGGCGGCGGCGGCGGCGGCGGCGGCGACAUCUCGGGGGUAAUGUCUUCUCCGCGUCGCCCGCGGUCGCUGUCUCUCGGGCAGGAGCCGGCGGACCUCAACCUACACCUCACAAAGGAGGAGGGGAACUCCGCGGAGGAGGGGAACUCCGCGGAGGAGGCAGCAAAGCAACGGAUCCCCGCUGUCGUCGUCAACAACAACGACAUCUAUCCGAGGAUUACGAAGCCGCUCUCUAACAAUACGGUCGUACGAUGCAAGCACUGUGGCAACGUCGUGGACUAGUGUUGAUUCCACGAUCUCGGUCCAAGCCUAGUUUAGCACCCUGGAUUAGGUUUAGCACAUGCAAAAAACACAUUUGCGCGGUCCCAAAUAGAUACAAUAACGUAACCCUACAAUGUAACCCUACUCCUGUUGGGUUACAUUAUUGUAUCUAGGUCCCAAACUAUCCUUGGUCCACGCGAUCUCUCCAGGAAAAUUUCGUAGGUAGUAUAUGGUGUUGCGUUUUUCGAUGCAUUGCGCGUAAAAGCGAUCUGUGCAGUAAAAACAUACGGAUAGCGCGGUUCCGUUAUUGCAGACACGGAGUUACAGUGGCCCGGCUCAAUAUUUACCCACACACUGUAGGGCAUCUGAGCAGUGAACAUCAAAUACAUGAAUACGGAGGUUGGAAAUUGCUUUCAAAAACCACCGAAAGAUUGAAAUGCUUUGUGAACCUUGCUUACAAUUGACAUAAACAGGUAAAAAACGUGAGCGAUUUUACAUCCCCUGAAAAAACAACGCGAUAAGUGAUAUAUAUCUUCAACUCCAAAAGAUAAUCGAAAGGUGAUUAUUCAUAUUACUCAUUAUGCAACUUCGAUAAUAUACCUUUAGUAUGUUAGAAUAUGCAUUAGGUUUACCUUUUCAAUACUUGAGAAGGCACCUAGUAUAGCAGGGUUCUCCAAGCUUUUAAAUGAUAGCAUGGGGGGUGGUACUCAGAGCUAGGGGGUCCGGGGGCAUGCCCAACCGCAAAACUUUUGAAUUGUAGAAGCUCUGAGAUGCAA
Molecule: messenger RNA, 3216 nt
Organism: Priapulus caudatus
Lineage: Eukaryota; Metazoa; Priapulida; Priapulimorpha; Priapulimorphida; Priapulidae
Product: histidine decarboxylase-like
Exons: 14
Coding region: 338-2461 (707 amino acids)
Biological process (GO): histamine biosynthetic process; L-histidine catabolic process
Molecular function (GO): pyridoxal phosphate binding; histidine decarboxylase activity
Source: RefSeq, a predicted model, not a curated record